CAUUAGUUUACCAUCACUUUACCAUUACUACUUUACUUUAGUUUUACUAUAUUCAGUCAUCCAAGCUAUCGAUCGAUCGAUUGAAUUCAUUCACUCAAACUCAUCAUCACUUGAACCUUGAUUAUUCAUCAAUCAUCAUCACUUCAAAAUCCAUUCUCACCUCUAGUGACCUUCAAAAUGUAUAAUCGUCAUUCUUCAGAUCAUAUUAGAACACCUCGUUCUGCUGAAUGGGAUCGAUCAGAAGAUUAUCAAGAAAGACCUCAACCUAGAUCGGAAGAAAGACCUUAUCAUGAUCCUCGUAGACAUUCUAAUCAUCAUCAAUAUGAUGGUAGAACUCAAAUUGAUCCUAGGUUUCCUUCAUCUGAUCGUCAAUCUCGUCCUCCUUAUGUCGGUCCUCCUAGAAGCUUUGAUCGAAGACAGGAUUAUGAUGAACGUGAUCCUUCAGAUCGACCUAUUCCUACGGCUCCUUUUGCAGAUUCUAGAAGGUCUUAUGAUGACCCACAUAAUCCUCGAAGGUCUCAAGAAUUUGUACCUCAUCAUCAGCGUCCUCCGCGUUAUAUAUCCCACCCUCACCCUUAUGCUCAUCCUCUAUCAAGAAGUGGUCCAUCAUCAAUCAACUCAAACACCUCGCCCUCGUACCAUUCUCAAGGCUUCGCUCCUCAUGAAGACCGUCACAAAAGUUGGCAUCAUGAGAAUCACCACCACAAGAUCUACGAUUUAAACACCCAGUUCAAUCAUGGUCCACCUAAAGAGAAAUCAGCGCCUACCCAAUCUGUCAUCUUUAUGGGUUUACCGAUCCAUACUGAUGAAGCCACCUUGCGUACCUUUUUAGAACAGUAUGGUGCUGAAGUCGAUACUGUCACCAUCAUUUAUGACCGUAACACUGGUCUCAGUAAGCGUUAUGGAUUCGCUCGUUUUGCUACUGUAGACGAUGCGCGCUCCUUUGUCGAGCCUUGCUUUCCACUCGUCACUUGGAAAGAGCCCGAAGGUUCUCCUUUUGAUCGAUCUGGUGAUGGCUUACAAAUCAAGAUUGAUUAUAGUCAAAAAGAAAAGAUACCUUAUGAAAUUAGACAUAGAGAAAGAGAAGGCGUUCGAAGAUCCCCACCGGUGGUUGAUUUGAAUGAAGAACAAUCAGGAGGUAAUCAUUCUUAUAAUGGAGCUAUCGAUCCUACUCCUUCAGCUCUCAAUGAUGGGGCUCGUGAUAUUGGUGGCACUCCGACUUCUAUACUCUUAUUGAGAGGACUUGAUCCAAUCACCACCGAACAAGAGAUUGCUACUCACCUACAGCACAUACCUGAUCCAUCUCAAACCGUUCUUCCUGACUCGAUCAGAAAGGUGAUGUUGAUCAAAGACCGACUUACUCGUGGCAGCUGGGGUUACGCUUUUGUUCAAUUUUCUGACGUUCAGAUUCGAUCUCGAGUUUUGACUGUGACUUUUGCUCAUGAACAUUCAUUUCAUCCAGUUUAUACUCCUUCUGAUUGGUCAUUUCAAGGCCCUGGAGGACAAGAAUUAGCUUACUGGGAUGAUAAAGCUUAUUCAGCCGUCUUCGUUCCUGCAGGGUCCAAUGGAGAGGCGACAGAUGAUCACAAUGGUAUUAAGAAAACUCAAGAAUCACAUGAUGGCAAGCUGACUUCUACAAGAGAUGAAGAUGCAGAUAUGAAAGAACUUUUGUCGUCAAUUGACAAUGAUCAGUCCGGCUCCAAGUCAGAGACAGUCAAAAUCACAAACUCAUCUAACAAUUUAAAUCCUACAAAUGAUUCUCUCUCUCAGGACCAACAGCAAGUCUCUUCGUCGAAUCAUGAGACCAACAACAACAACAACAACAACAACAGCAAUGAAGAUGAUUUCAGCGAUAUGAUUCGACUUACCUGUUUACUUUGUCAACGUCAAUUUAAAUCAACAGAGGAUUUAGCAAGACAUAAUGAAUUAUCUAAUUUACAUAAGACCAAUUUAGAAAGUGAAACGGCCAGAAAAGCAGGACGAUUACGUAAACAAGCCAGUAUGAAAUCCACAGCGACCAAAAGAGCAGCAAGUGGUAGUGAUCUUGGAGAAGGUAGUAAUGGAACCAAGUAUACCGAUCGAGCAGCAGCCCGACGUGAAGCCUUUGGUCAACCUGAUGUACCGAUUAGUAAUAGUUCAGAUCUACAUGAAGCUAAGAAGGCUAGGUAUGAACCUGCUCCUUUACCGAUCGAAACACCUGUUUCGGUUGAUAAAGAUGGAAUCCAAGCUAGUAAUGUGGGUAGUCAGAUGUUGGCUAAGAUGGGAUGGUCAAAAGGUGAAGGAUUAGGAAAUGGAACGGGAGGACGAGUCGAACCGGUUUCGGCUUCACAAUAUACAAAAGGAGUUGGACUUGGUGCUUCGACUGGUACACCAGUUGGAAUGUAUGAUGAUAGUAAAAAAGGAUUUAUGGAACAAGUUAAAGAUAAAACUUUACAAAGGUUUAAUCAAGAUUAGAAGAGUAAAACGAGACGAAAGGGAAGAAAAAAAAAACGCAUAACAAAAACAAAAGAGAAAGUUUGAGUUUAUUUGAAUAUUACUUUUUUCUUUUCUAUGAAUUUUUUUUUUUCUGGGAGUGUUUUUUUGGUUUUUUUUCUGAAAUUUGGGUUUUUUUUGAAGAAGUUGUGUGGGAAAACGAUUCAAAAAAGAGAAGAUGAAGAUGGAAGGUUGUGGGUGGUGGUGGGAGUGUUGAAAAGAAAAAAAAAAUCAAAUUCUAUGAUUUGUUAUGUCUUUGUCUUUGUGUGUGAUUUGUUUGUGAAAUUUUAUUUUUUGGUUUUG
Melampsora larici-populina 98AG31 is the source of this 2775-nucleotide messenger RNA. RefSeq lists its product as uncharacterized. The coding region runs from base 178 to 2454 and encodes 758 amino acids. NCBI's taxonomy places the organism in Eukaryota, Fungi, Basidiomycota, Pucciniomycetes, Pucciniales, Melampsoraceae. The record is from RefSeq and is a predicted model, not a curated record. Gene Ontology annotation, cellular component: nucleus. The transcript has 7 exons. Gene Ontology annotation, molecular function: RNA binding. Gene Ontology annotation, biological process: mRNA splicing, via spliceosome.